Jatropha curcas is the source of this 1694-nucleotide messenger RNA. It is a transcript of the gene QQT2, whose product is annotated as P-loop containing nucleoside triphosphate hydrolases superfamily protein. The record is from RefSeq and is a predicted model, not a curated record. Lineage: Eukaryota; Viridiplantae; Streptophyta; Magnoliopsida; Malpighiales; Euphorbiaceae. Gene Ontology annotation, molecular function: GTPase activity.
ACCAAACUCUUGAUAUGCCACGUUAUAACUAUUCGCGGGCUGUUCUCCGUUUCCUUUCUUUCUCUAAAGUGGCCGCUUCUCUUCUCUCAUAACCAGAGACCAGAAAACCUUGACCUUAAGUUGACUCACCGGCUGUAGAUUUGAAUUUGUUGAUAGUUGAGGAGUUUUGUGACUGUUGAAAAUGGAUAUUGAUUCUGAUUUUGACAAAUUGAAUAUUAAGUCAGCGGAUGCUGAUUUUGACAAAUCAAAGAACACUAUGGAUGGAAGUUCGUCUAUGCAGUUAGAUUCAGAGGAGCUUUCUGAAUCAAUGGAUAAAUUGAAUAUUGAUCAGUCUUCGUCCAGACAAGCUGGUUCUUCCUCAACAAACUUCAAAAGAAAACCAGUUGUCAUUAUUGUCGUAGGGAUGGCAGGAAGUGGUAAAACAACUUUUCUUCACAGAUUGGUUUCCCAUACACAAGCUACAAAUAUCCGUGGUUAUGUACUUAACCUUGAUCCUGCUGUGAUGACUCUUCCAUUUGGUGCAAACAUUGAUAUAAGGGACACUGUUCGGUACAAGGAAGUCAUGAAGCAGUUCAAUCUUGGACCUAAUGGUGGAAUCCUGACAUCCUUAAACUUGUUUGCUACAAAGUUUGAUGAGGUUAUUUCAGUCAUUGAGAAGCGAGCUGAUCAGCUUGAUUACGUUCUUGUGGAUACACCUGGUCAAAUUGAGAUAUUCACUUGGUCUGCUUCCGGAGCUAUCAUUACAGAAGCUUUUGCUUCAACAUUUCCAACCGUAAUUGCUUAUGUAGUUGACACACCCCGUUCUUCUAGUCCAACUACUUUCAUGAGCAAUAUGCUAUAUGCUUGUAGCAUUCUCUACAAGACACGGUUGCCUCUCGUGUUGGCAUUCAACAAGACAGAUGUUGCUCAACACCAAUUUGCUUUGGAGUGGAUGGAAGAUUUUGAAGCCUUUCAAGCAGCAGUGAGCUCAGAUCACUCAUAUUCAUCCACUUUAACUCAAAGCCUUUCCCUUGUGCUCGAUGAAUUCUAUAAAAAUUUAAAAUCUGUUGGGGUCUCUGCUGUUUCUGGAGCUGGAAUGGAUGCCUUCUUUAAGGCUGUUGAGGGGAGUGCUGAGGAAUACAUGGAAACCUACAAGGCUGACCUUGAUAAGAGACGGGCAGAGAAGGAACGUUUGGAAGAAGAGCGCCGGAGAGAAAACAUGGAAAAGUUGAGGAAAGAUAUGGAGAAAACCAGAGGAGAAACAGUAGUCUUGAGCACCGGUUUGAAGGACAAAGGAGCCAGUAGAGACAGUAUGAUGGACAAGGAAGAGGAAGAAGAAGAAGACGAUGAUAUUGAGACAUUUAGUGAAGAUGAAGAUGUUAUAGAUGAGGAUGAAGAUGAAGAGAUUGCCAGCUUCUCUUUUUAGUGCAAUUCUUUUUAAGGCAUAAAUUUCUUGAGACAAACUUCAUAUACAACUUUCUUUUCCUAAUUAAUCUCCACUGGAGUUCAUAUGGGUUCUUUAGAAUUGCGUUGCUAAUGUCAUUUAGUCUCUAGGAUCUUUAGCGUCCGACAGGGUAUUUUUCCUCCCUGCUGCUUGUUCCUGUCUAUGUGAAUAUCCUUUAUUCAACUUUAUAUACGUGCAUGUGGUUUGAAUUGGACCGCUGUAAUUAUUCAGUAGUAUAAUCGAACGGUAUUGUGAAGCUUGAUUUAUGCUA